AUGCAUGUGUGCAACCUUGGAAUACUGCAAACAUUGAAUGGUAGCUUGACCAGCCUUCUCUGUGAGAAAGGAUUCUUUGGCGGUGGCAAGUUGGAAGAUCAACUUAGAGAAUUGUCCUCGCGCUUUCGUUCUUGGGCUCGCGUCCACCAAUUUCAGCAUUCGCAGGGAUACAUCACUGUGGGGAUGUUGCACAUGACCGACGGGUUCCCUGCUCUGACAUGCAAAGCCUGGAAUGGUCAGGUCCUACUGACUUUUCUAGAUUCAUGUGCCAGUAUCUUGUUUCAGCAAUACCCAGAGGAGGAAACUGAGUUGGCCUCUUUGGCUUCGCGGGCGAUGGUUUGCUGGUUCGACCGUUUAGCACGGUAUGGGAGAUACCUCACCGAGAUUGAGGCCAAGGACAUUUCCAAAUUUGGUUUUACUUUCUUGACGCUGUACCAGAAGUUGGGGUACUUUUCCAUCAUCCACAAUUGUGGAAGAUGGAAGUUGCUUCCAAAGCACCAUCCCUUUCGACAUGUCAAUGAAGAUAUGUUGUCAAUGAGAGUGAACUAUCGAUACGUUCACACAUUCAAAGAUGAGGACAAUGUAGGGGUUCUCAAGAAGUUGGCGGAACGCGUCACCAAAGGUGACCUAAUGGAAUAUAGGGUGUUGUGUCGGUUUCUUCUGAGGUUGGCAAGCUGGCAACCAUCUUAG
Messenger RNA from Cladocopium goreaui, 690 nucleotides. The record is from the annotation of a GenBank genome assembly. Lineage: Eukaryota; Dinophyceae; Suessiales; Symbiodiniaceae.